GACUGUGACCUCUUGGGCGUUUUUAUUGGUGCUUAUCCCGCGUCCUGGGAAUGUUUUUGUUAUGAAAAACAAAGGAUCUAUACUCGUUGACUAGUUGUAAAAUACGUUUUCCGCUUAAUUUGAGUUGUUUUUUUUAUAUGUCGAGUUUAAAAAUAAUCAACAAAGUCCGUUGGAGUUCGUGUUAACGGUUUAGUUGUGGUGAAGAACUGGCUAAACAGCUGAGAGAUUAUUGUGGUGUAAAGUUUGAUCGGCAAUAAAAUACUGACACCUCUUUGAUGACAGUAAAUGUUAUAUUAAUGAUGUGGUAUUAGUGAUAUUAUUGAUGUCCAAUAUACGUUAAUCUUCGUGCUGAAGGACAGGAGAAACGACAACAAGACAUUUACCUCUGUCAUACGGAGGAUUUGAUGAAGCUUUACAAUGUCGUCCACUCGCUCUCCCCUGAAAACCAAGAAUGAAAACACAAUCUCUACUAAAAUGAAUAACAUGUCCUUUGUGGACAAAGAAAACACGCCACCCAGUUUGAGCUCCACCAGAAUCCUGGCGUCCAAAACGGCGCGCAAAAUCUUUGAUGAAUCAGAGGGGCAGUCGAAAGCAAAGAAAGGAGCAGUGGAGGAGGAGCCUCUUCUGAAGGAGAACCCCCAUCGCUUUGUCAUUUUCCCAAUUCAGUAUCAUGACAUCUGGCAGAUGUACAAGAAGGCAGAGGCCUCUUUCUGGACAGCUGAGGAGGUUGAUCUGUCCAAAGAUCUGCAACACUGGGAUUCCCUGAAAGACGAGGAGAGAUAUUUCAUCUCCCAUGUUCUGGCUUUCUUUGCUGCAAGUGAUGGCAUUGUCAAUGAGAACUUGGUGGAGCGUUUCACUCAGGAGGUCCAGGUGACUGAAGCCCGCUGCUUCUAUGGCUUCCAGAUAGCAAUGGAAAACAUCCACUCAGAAAUGUACAGCCUGUUGAUUGACACCUACAUUAAAGAUUCUAAAGAGAGGGAAUUUCUGUUCAAUGCCAUUGAGACAAUGCCAUGUGUAAAGAAGAAGGCUGACUGGGCACUCAACUGGAUUGGUGAUAAAAAUGCACGAUAUGGUGAGAGAGUGGUGGCCUUUGCUGCAGUGGAGGGAAUCUUCUUCUCUGGGUCUUUUGCUUCUAUUUUCUGGCUAAAGAAGAGGGGACUCAUGCCUGGACUCACCUUCUCCAAUGAGCUGAUCAGCAGAGAUGAGGGUCUUCAUUGCGACUUCGCCUGCCUCAUGUUUAAACACUUGAUCAACAAACCAUCAGAAGAAACCGUGAAGAAAAUCAUCAUGAAUGCAGUUGAAAUUGAGCAGGAGUUCCUGACUGAUGCUCUUCCCGUGAAGCUCAUUGGCAUGAACUGUGACCUGAUGAAGCAAUACAUUGAGUUUGUGGCUGACCGACUGUUAUUGGAGCUGGGAUUUGACAAGGUCUAUAGAGUGGAGAAUCCUUUUGACUUCAUGGAGAACAUUUCGUUGGAGGGCAAGACCAACUUCUUCGAGAAGCGAGUGGGCGAGUACCAGCGCAUGGGAGUCAUGUCGGGAACUACAGAUAACACUUUUACUCUGGAUGCUGAUUUUUAAAGACUCAAUCUGAGUGCUUCAACGGACACUUAACACAAAACUAUGGACUUCUGGGACUUUUGCUGUAUAGUUUACAUGUUUUUGUUUAACUUUGUUUUAGCGAGAUUAGUAUUAAAUAAGCUUUUUUAUUUUUGUUUUACAUAAUAAAAAAAAAAUUUGAAUUUCAACUUUUUGGAUGAGGUAUUGCUCGAAGUAUCAAGUUAGGUUUUUCAAGAUAUGGUAGCUCAAUUUAGCCCAGACUCUAUUUCGUGUAAAUGAGGUAAAAUGAGUUAUGGAGAUUUAUACUGCAUUUAGUAGCUAGCUUGCCCCAGAGCAGACUAAUAAGGCUAAGACUAAUCCUAGUGAUUUAUCUGUUAGUAAUUCAUUUAAGUUACUCUGGCCAUUUACUUAUAUUGGCAGUAUAGAUAAUAUUUCUCACUUCCAUAUAAAGUAUGGGAUCGACUCAUAAAUUAAGGUACAAAUAUAGAAACAUGAAUGGAUAAAAUAGAUGCUCCAAUAUUGGGUAAGAGUAUGCAGUUAGUUAUUUAAUAAACUUUCCUGUGUAACAUGGUUGACUUUUGGUCACAUUUAACACAAAGUAAACCACUGCUAAUUUGAUGGUUAUACUUUGGUGUAGGUAACUUUACAGCAUCUUCCCAAACCAGAACAGGGUUCGAGACAUUGCCACACUGUCCAUCAAAUUUUUUUUUAUUUUUUUUAAAAAAAUCAAUAAAGAGAAAAAUCGUUA
This is a messenger RNA of Danio rerio (zebrafish), 2305 nucleotides long. It is a transcript of the gene rrm2, whose product is annotated as ribonucleotide reductase M2 polypeptide. Lineage: Eukaryota; Metazoa; Chordata; Actinopteri; Cypriniformes; Danionidae. Gene Ontology annotation, cellular component: cytoplasm. Gene Ontology annotation, biological process: nucleobase-containing small molecule metabolic process; deoxyribonucleotide biosynthetic process. The record is from RefSeq and is marked validated. Gene Ontology annotation, molecular function: oxidoreductase activity; ribonucleoside-diphosphate reductase activity, thioredoxin disulfide as acceptor.